Leptosomus discolor (cuckoo roller) is the source of this 1077-nucleotide messenger RNA. The record is from RefSeq and is a predicted model, not a curated record. Lineage: Eukaryota; Metazoa; Chordata; Aves; Leptosomiformes; Leptosomidae.
AGUGAAAUUAUCAGGUAUCAUGGAUACCCCAGUGAGGAAUACCAAGUUACCACGGAGGAUGGAUACAUUCUUGGUGUUUUCAGAAUUCCUGCUGGAAGGAACAGCCAAAAUACAGGGAAAAAGCCUGCAGUCUUGCUACACCAUGGUACUUUAGGCGAUGCUACCCAUUGGAUUUCUAACCUGCCCAACAACAGCCUAGGCUUCAUCCUUGCAGAUGCUGGCUAUGAUGUCUGGUUGGGAAACAGCCGAGGAGACACCUGGUCUUUAAAACACAAGACCCUUAAGCCCUGCCAGAAAGCAUUCUGGCAGUUCAGCUUCGAUGAGAUAGGUAAAUAUGAUAUUCCAGCAGAGCUGUACUUCAUCAUGAAUAAAACUGGACAGAAGGAUGUAUACUAUGUUGGUCACUCAGAGGCUUCAACUGCAGGCUUCAUAGCAUUUUCUGCUUAUCCUGAGUUGGCUCAAAGGGUUAAAGUGUUCUUUGCUUUGGGACCAGUAGCCACAAUCACAUAUGCCACCAGUUCUCUGGUAACAUUUGCACGUCUUCCCCAGUCACUGAUUAGGGUACUGCUUGGCUGCAAAGGAGUUCUGCACCAGAAUGAACUGCUGAAAGGGCCUCUAACACGAAUCUGCAGAUCUCUGGGAAAAGUUUGUGGCAGUUUCUUCAGCUACAUAGCUGGGGACAAGAUACAAAACCUGAAUACGAGUCGAAUGGAUACAUACGUAGGACAUUCCCCUGCUGGAACAUCAGUACAGAACGUUAUUCACUGGCAUCAGCUAACACGUGCAGACCAAUUUCAAGCUUAUGACUAUGGCUCUAAGGAAAACAUGAAGAAGUACAACCAGUCUACUCCUCCUGCGUACAAGAUAGAGAAGAUAAGCACACCAAUUGCUGUUUGGAGCGGUGGACUUGACAAAUUUGCAGAUCCAAAAGACAUGGCAAAGCUACUUCCUCGGAUUACUAAUCUCAUUUACCAUGAGCAUUUUCCUGCUUGGGGACAUCUUGAUUUUGUCUGGGGCCUUGAUGCGACUGAGAAAAUGUAUUGGAAAAUCAUUGAACUAAUAGCAGAACACCCUUAA